AUGGAAUGAAACAGUAAGAGAAUCCUGUGCCGUUGAUGUGCUGGUCCUGUGCUAGGUCGUUAACAUCUCUUGUGGCUAUUAAAGACCUCCAGUUCUCCAGAAUGCGACUAUUCUUUGGAAAACUAGAAACAUCAGUAUUCAGUCAGCUGUCCGGAACCAACCAAAACAAAUAUCUGAACAUAAUGGCAAGAGUCUCCCUGCCCAGCCCAAUGCUCACCCUCAGCAACGGGGACAAGCAGGGCCAAAGACAAAAUGAAGGCAAAAUGCAGACAGACAAGAUGCAGCGACUGUGUGCGUAUGUGCUGAUCUUGGUGCUGGCUCUGGCCGCCUUCUCUGAAGCUUCUUGGAAGCCCCACUCCCACCUGCAAGACGCACCCUUGGGUCCAGGGGCCAAUAGGGGCCAGGAGCCACAUGGCCUGGACCGGCUGGGCCCAGCCUCCCAUCACCGAAGGCAGCUGGGGCUCCAGGAUCCCUCACACUUGGUAGCAGACCUGUCCAAGAAGCAGGGACCAUGGGUGGAAGAAGAAGAAGAAGCAUAUGGAUGGAUGGACUUCGGCCGCCGCAGCGCUGAGGAAGGGGACCUACGUCCCUAGAACCAAGCUUGAGAGCCCAGCCACCUCCCAACCCAGCCCAGCCCAGCCCCAUGAAACAUAAAUCGAAAUAAACUAGCUUCCAAUGGAUCACAUUGUGUCAGGUGUCAUGGGGCAGGGAAUGGGGGUUGUGGCAGAGUUGAGACAGGAAAGAGGGUUGAACACGUCCCUAGGGGCAGGGAUACUGGUUAAGUCUCCUGGGUGUCCCCAGAGCUUAACGUUGAUGAAAACUCUAUAGUAUGGAUGGGAGAAUAGACGGUGUUAUCGCAACCAGAGUGAGCCUUCUAAAAGAGACAUCAAUCAUGCCACUCCAGAGUCAACCCCCCAGUGCUUUCCGUUGCACUUAUAAUCAAACCUAAGCUCCUGGGGACUUCCCUGGCAGUCCGGUGGUUAGGACUCCGUGCUUCCACUGCAGGGGGCACGGGUUCGAUCCCUGGUCGGGGAACUAAGAUACUACAUGCCAUGUGUCAAAAAAAAAUUA
Messenger RNA from Kogia breviceps (pygmy sperm whale), 1071 nucleotides. RefSeq names its product gastrin (gene GAST). NCBI's taxonomy places the organism in Eukaryota, Metazoa, Chordata, Mammalia, Artiodactyla, Physeteridae. Gene Ontology annotation, cellular component: extracellular region. The record is from RefSeq and is a predicted model, not a curated record. Gene Ontology annotation, biological process: response to food; G protein-coupled receptor signaling pathway. Gene Ontology annotation, molecular function: hormone activity.